AGGGGAGGUCGGGACCGGGGCCGGGCCGCUGCGGCGGCGGCGGCCGCUGCCGCUGCUGCCGCUGUGUCCCGCCGGAGGAAGGCCGAAUAUCCCCGCCGGCGGAGGAGCAGUCCCAGCGCCAGGCCUCCGGACGCCCCAGGGCAGCAGUCCCAGGCCGCGAAGCCCCCGUCUCCAGCUCAGGGCAAGAAGAGUCCGCGACUCCUAUGUGUAGAAAAAGUAACAACUGACAAAGAUCCCAAGGAAGAGAAAGAGGAAGAAGACGAUUCUGCCCUCCCUCAGGAAGUUUCCAUUGCUGCAGCAAGGCCCAGCCGGGGCUGGCGCAGUAGCAGCAGGACGUCUGUCUCUCGGCAUCGCGACACAGAGACCACCCGAAGCUCUAGGUCCAAGACUGGUUCGUUGCAGCUCAUCUGCAAGUCGGAACCAAAUACAGAUCCGCUUGAUUAUGGUACAGUGCAAGUAGAGUGUGAUUAUUUUAAGAGCCAGGGGCCUGUUGAUUUUACACGUACUGCCGAACAUUUUCCAAAACAGCUUGACUUUCAGGGACGGGCAGGUGUGGUGGUCUAGGAACGGGUUCCUUUU
This is a messenger RNA of Pteropus alecto (black flying fox), 579 nucleotides long. RefSeq names its product E3 ubiquitin-protein ligase ZFP91-like. The transcript has 3 exons. The annotation marks the transcript as partial. NCBI's taxonomy places the organism in Eukaryota, Metazoa, Chordata, Mammalia, Chiroptera, Pteropodidae. The record is from RefSeq and is a predicted model, not a curated record.